UCGUGAAAAUGUUUGGUCUUUAUGCACUCGUGCUGAAAACUCCGAAAUGUGUCACAUUCGAUUUAGUGAAUCAUCGAAACUUUAACUAAUGUUACCACAUCGUAAUUUUGCUGUGAUAAGAGAUGGUUAUAAAAAUGGAAAGGCGGAUACGCCUUAAAACUCUCAAUCCACACAUUACAUGUAAGAUAUGUAAAGGAUACUUAAUUGAUGCCACUACAGUGAUUGAAUGCCUACACACAUUUUGUAAAAGUUGCCUAGUUAAGCAUCUUGAAGACAACAAUACAUGUCCUACUUGUGAAAUAGUAAUCCAUCAAAGUCACCCGUUGCAAUAUAUAAGCUAUGACCGAACAAUGCAAGAUAUAGUGUACAAAUUAGUCCCAAAUCUACAACAAAAUGAAGUGAAACGUGAGAGAGACUUUUACAAACGAAGAGGGAUGCCUUAUCCUAAAAUACUGCCUAAUAAUUGUAUCGAAAAAGAACCUGGCUCUCAGUCAUCUUCUUCGAAAGUGGAGGACUCAGACUAUCACAGGUCUGAUGAACAAGUGAAUAUACUGCUUGAAGCACAAACUACUGCUUUGAAGCAAAUGAGAAGGAAAUUUAUACGAUGCUCUGCUCAAGUUACUGUGACUCAUUUGAAAAAGUUUAUUGCGAAGAAAGUUUUUAACAAUAUGGAUAAAUAUCGUGAGGUUGACAUUUUGUGCAAUGAAGAAAUAUUAGGCAAGGAUCAUACAUUGAAAUUCGUUUGUGUAACUCGAUGGAGGUUUAAGGAUCCACCUCUGAAGCUGUACUACAGACCAAAAUUGGAUUUAACAUGA
Molecule: messenger RNA, 815 nt
Organism: Uloborus diversus
Lineage: Eukaryota; Metazoa; Arthropoda; Arachnida; Araneae; Uloboridae
Gene: l(3)73Ah
Product: polycomb group RING finger protein 3-like
Biological process (GO): regulation of transcription by RNA polymerase II
Cellular component (GO): PRC1 complex
Source: RefSeq, a predicted model, not a curated record